Cannabis sativa is the source of this 2278-nucleotide messenger RNA. Its product is annotated as berberine bridge enzyme-like 21. The record is from RefSeq and is a predicted model, not a curated record. Bases 434 to 2074 code for a protein of 546 amino acids. Lineage: Eukaryota; Viridiplantae; Streptophyta; Magnoliopsida; Rosales; Cannabaceae. Gene Ontology annotation, molecular function: oxidoreductase activity; FAD binding. The transcript is spliced from 2 exons.
UAGCAUAUAAUUGUGCUUUAAAUAUACACAUAAAAAGUAAUUAUUAUUGAUUAUUAUUAAAUAUGUUAAUUAGAAAAAGUGUAUUUAAGGGACCCAUUAUAUAAAAUAACAAUAUUAUAUAAAAAAGAUAUGUAUUAAUUGUGUAUUAAAUUUGACACAAUAAAUCUUUUGUACCAAAUUUGGUAUAUUAUACAAAUUUAGUACACCAUAAAUAUAUAUAGAUAUAUAUCUAUCCCUGGCAGUUUGUGAGGAAAGGUCCACAAUUAUCUCACCCUUUACUUUAUAUAGCUUGUGUAUCUGUAAUCCUUACCAAAAAUAAGAAAAAAUUUAUGUUUAUAUAUAAACCUGUAAAAUCAUGAAACUAUUAACUGUCCAAUAUUAAGGGGUUGGGUUGGCUUGUCCUCCACCUAAUUAUCAUAUAGAGAUUAUCAAAAUGAUUCCUCUAACUUUGAUUUUUGUUCUUCUUAACAUUUUUUAUUCAUCUUCAUUGUUAGCAGGAUCAACACCAGCAAAUGAAUCAUAUUACUUACCAUUCCUUCAAUGUAUGCAAAAUAGCACAAAAAGCAUUAAGGUGAAGGACAUAAUCUAUAACGAAGCCAACCCUUCCUACACCUCUGUUCUCCGAGCCUACAUUAGAAACUCUCGUUUCAACACUUCCUCUACCUUAAAGCCUUCCCUCAUCAUCACCCCCGCCACCGAGUCCGACGUGGCCGCUGCCGUGUUAUGCACCAAAGCCACUAGCCUCCGCCUCAAAACUCGAAGCGGCGGACAUGACUAUGCCGGCGUAUCGUACACCUCUACCGUCCCAUUUGUCAUCCUUGACAUGUUCCAGCUCCGAUCAGUCACCGUGGAUGUUGCUGAUCAAUCGGCUUGGGUUCAGGCCGGCGCUACGCUCGGUGAGCUUUACUACAACAUUUGGAACAAAAGCAAGGUACUUGGCUUCCCGGCCGGAAUAUGCCCGACUGUUGGCGCAGGCGGACACAUCAGUGGUGGAGGUUAUGGUAAUAUGAUUAGAAAAUAUGGCUUGGCUAGUGACUAUGUCAUUGAUGCUAAAAUAGUGGACGCCAAAGGUAACAUUCUUGACAGAAAACAAAUGGGGGAAGAUCUUUUCUGGGCCAUCCGAGGUGGUGGCGGAGCCAGUUUUGGUGUCAUUUUGUCUUACAAGAUCAAGCUCGUUCAGGUUCCGGAAACCGUGACUGUUUUCAACGCUGAAAGGACCUUAGAAAACAAGAAUGAUAGCAUGACUGAUUUCGUUGUCCAAUGGCAAAAGGUUGCCCCAACCACAGAUGAAGGCCUUUUCAUGAGAAUGCUCGUACAACCAUCUACUUCUACUGUCACAAAAGGAGAGAAGACAAUGAAAGUAACCAUCGUUGCCCAAUAUCUCGGCAAUGCUGACACACUCGUUUCUGUUAUGGGAAAAGAGUUUCCACUGUUGGGAUUGAAGAAGGAGGAUUGUAAGGAAUUGAGUUGGAUCAAUUCCGUUCUUUGGUGGCUUAAAUUGAAAAACGACACUGCUACCCCCGAAGUUUUGCUGGAUCGGAAUGUUAACUCGGCGAUUUUCGGCAUAAGAAAGUCGGAUUACGUUCAGAAAGAAAUAUCUGCAACUGUGUUGGAAUCGAUUUGGAAAAAGAUGACUCCAGGCAAAGUAGGACUGGUUUUCAAUCCUUAUGGAGGAAAAAUGAACAAGGUUCCUUCGACGGAGACUCCUUUUCCUCAUCGAGCUGGGAAUCUUUUUAAGGUUCAAUACUCAGUAGGUUGGAAAGAAGACGAGGCUCAAGCCGAGAGCAAAUAUUUGGAAGAGAUAAGGAGUCUUUAUAGUUUUAUGACUCCAUAUGUGUCCCAAAAUCCAAGGUCUGCUUUCUUGAAUUAUAGGGACUUGGACAUUGGUAUCAAUAACUUUGGUAAGAAUAGCUAUGAGGAAGGAAAGGUUUAUGGAGUGAAAUACUUUGGCAACAAUUUUGAUAGGCUGGUGAAGGUGAAGAGUGCAGUUGAUCCAGAGAACUUCUUUAAGAGUGAACAGAGUAUCCCUGUUCUAAUUUCUCCUGCAAAAGCUUAUAGAAAAACUUUACAAUAGAGCAUUAUACUAGUUGGGGAACAAGAUGAAUACCAUAACUUUUGCCCAAUAUUUAGCAUAUCUUAUAUACAUGGGUGAUUAUUUACAUAUGUAACUUUUAUGUUUGGCUAUAAGAGCAUUUCAAUGCAAACAUUAAUAGUUGGCAAAUAUACAUAUCAUUCUAAAAAAUAUACAUAUUUUUUUUUAUUUUUUCUAUCAUUCAAA